AUGAACACGGCCUUAACACGAAUUUAUGAAAAACCUAUGGGGCCAAAUGGAGAACCAGUGCAGCAUGAUUCGUUGGUUAGAGACGGUAGUUUCAUGCAUCGUAUGAUUGAGCGCUAUACGAAGAUGCAAUUGUUGUAUAUUCAUGAACAUCGUCAAGUUGACUUGAUGGAGCAUUUGUGGGCGGUGAAAGGCAAUGAAGGUCAAUGA
Messenger RNA from Prunus armeniaca (apricot), 207 nucleotides. NCBI's taxonomy places the organism in Eukaryota, Viridiplantae, Streptophyta, Magnoliopsida, Rosales, Rosaceae. The record is from the annotation of a GenBank genome assembly.